UGUUGAAGCGUAAAUUAAAUGCAUAUCAUUAUUUCUCCGGACAUAGUCUUGUACUGGCUAUUAACUUGGCUGCUGGUCUCAGUAUCUUCUUUUUUGGUUAUGAUCAAGGUGUCAUGAGUGGUGUCAAUCUCUCGCCUGAUUAUAUCCGUAUUAUGGGAUUAGAAUCCAAUGAGGCAUUGUUAGGUGGUGUGGUCGCUGUUUAUUAUUGCGGUACAUUGAUAGGUGCCUUAAUGGGAGGAUGGAUAUCAGAUAGACAUGGUCGAAUCAAGACCAUUAUCCUUGGUUGCAUCAUUGCUAUGUUUGGUGCUAUUCUACAGACAUCUGCUCAGAAUGUUGCUUGGAUGAUUUGUUCUCGUAUUAUUACGGGUGUAGGCACAGGCCAUUUAAAUGCUGUGGUACCUGUCUGGAGUGCAGAGACAUCUCAUCAUACAUCCAGAGGACAGAUGAUUGCGAUGGAAUUUACCUUGAAUAUCUUGGGUGUGGUAGUGGCUUAUUGGCUUGCUUAUGGUCUAUCUUUUACAGAAGGUGCUUUUCGAUGGCGAUUUCCUAUUGCUUUUCAAAUGAUACCUUUAAUUGUGCUUGCUCUUGGUAUCAGUUUCUUUCCAGAAUCUCCUCGUUGGUUACUCAAAAAGGGUCGUAUGGAAGAAGGUCUUACUAUUCUAGCUGCUCUUCGAGGCAAUGGUGAUCCCAAUCACCCUGAUGUGCAAAGAGAAUACAAUGAAAUUAUCAUGGCCAUCGAGAAAGAGACAUCUUCUAAUGAACCAAGCUAUCUAGACAUGUUGAUCAAAAAGGAUCCCUUAAACAUCUCUCGCCGUGUGCAUCUCUCUGUCUGGUUACAGAUCAUUCAAGAAUUGACAGGCAUUGGCGUCAUUACAGUCUAUGCACCUCAAGUAUUUGCAAGUGCUGGAUUCAGUACACAAACAUCACAACUGUUGUCUGGUAUCAACAAUAUCACCUAUAUGCUAUCUACCCUAGUGGCUGUUUUUACCUUGGAUCGAUGGGGUCGACGGUUCACUAUGUUUUAUGGUGCUGUCUGUCAAGGUAUCUCGCUUAUCUUGGUCGCUGUCUUGACAAAGCCUGACAUCAUGGCACACAACCCUACGGCCUAUGGUAUCGGAGCUACUGUGUUUACGUUUCUGUACACAGCCUUUUUUGGCAUGACGUGGUUAGUCCUUGCUUGGGCUUAUCCUGUUGAGAUUUUCCCUGUAAGUGUACGGGCCAAAGGAGGUGCAUUUAGUGUGGUAGGCUGGUCGAUUGGUAAUGCCUUAGUCAUGGAAAUCACACCGCCCAUGAUUGCUGGUAUUGGUUGGAUUACCUUUUUGAUUUUUGGUGCAUUUAAUUUCUUGGCUAUUCCUAUUGUGUGGGCCUUGUAUCCCGAAACAAGUAAUAAGACAUUAGAGGAAUUGGAUGUGGUGUUUGCUACUCGAUCCAUGUUUGUCUGGAAAGCAGAAAAGGAGCUUGCUGCUAUGAAACGUGGCAGUAGUUUUGAUGAUACAAAAGAAAAGACGUCUAUUUCAAAAGACCUUAUUGAAUCUAAUUCAAUGUAAAUAUAAAUUGAUGACUAAGCACUAUGCGGGUAAAUAAAUAACCAUACAUCUUACAAAAGAAGAAG
Messenger RNA from Gilbertella persicaria, 1612 nucleotides. RefSeq names its product general substrate transporter. The coding region runs from base 114 to 1547 and encodes 477 amino acids. The record is from RefSeq and is a predicted model, not a curated record. The transcript is spliced from 4 exons. Gene Ontology annotation, cellular component: membrane. Gene Ontology annotation, molecular function: carbohydrate:proton symporter activity. Lineage: Eukaryota; Fungi; Mucoromycota; Mucoromycetes; Mucorales; Choanephoraceae. Gene Ontology annotation, biological process: carbohydrate transport; transmembrane transport.